This is a messenger RNA of Acanthosepion pharaonis, 702 nucleotides long. NCBI's taxonomy places the organism in Eukaryota, Metazoa, Mollusca, Cephalopoda, Sepiida, Sepiidae. The record is from the annotation of a GenBank genome assembly.
AUGAAAGAUCCACCCUGUAGCCCAUCCUCAUUCAGUAACUUUACAAUAUGCUUUUUUUUACCUUUUAUUCCAGAUAAUAUCUUUCUUACGACCUGUGGGUCAGUCUUUAUAGGUUUUAAACUGCAAAAUAUAAGUAUCAGAAAACCUUGCGUUAUAUCUAUCUAUCUAUCUAUCUAUCUAUCUAUCUAUCUAUCUAUCUAUCUAUCUAUCUAUCUAUCUAUCACUGUCUAUUCCUAUCUAUCUAUCUAUCUAUCUAUCUAUCUAUCUAUCUAUCUAUCUAUCACUGUCUAUUUCUAUUCUAUUUCUAUCUAUCUAUCUAUCUAUCUAUCUAUCUAUCUAUCUAUCUAUCUAUCUAUCUAUCUAUCACUGUCUAUUCCUAUGUAUGUAUGUAUGUAUCUAUCUAUCUAUCUAUCUAUCAUAAUCUCUCUCUCUCUCUCUCUCUCUCUCUAUCUAUCUAUCUAUCUAUCUGACUGUCUAUUCCUAUCUAUCUAUCUAUCUAUCUAUCUAUCUAUCUAUCUAUCUAUCUAUCUAUGUCUCUUCAUAUCUAGGCUUACGACCAUAUCACAUCAUGGAAAAAAUGAAUCAAUCAACAAUACAAUUUUUCUAUCUAUCUAUCUAUCUAUCUAUCUAUCUAUCUAUGGCAGUUUGUCUGCAGCAUUCUUUCUUUUUUAUUUAAAUUCACUUUUCAAACACCAGACCUGA